AUGGUCGGCACAGGCGGCGCCCGCCAGAACGCCGUGCGCGCCGCGCAGCGGCCGCCUGUGGUCGUCGUGCCGGUGCCGGACGUGGCGCGGUCACCAGUGGCGGCGGCGGAGGUCGAGUCCGAGCCACCGCAGCUGUUCGCGUGCCACUACUGCCGGCGACAGUUCUACAGCUCGCAGGCGCUCGGCGGGCACCAGAACGCGCACAAGCGCGAGCGCACGCUCGCCAGGCCCCGCGGCGACGCGGCGCCAGCGCCACUCGGGCUCGGCCACGACCACAUGCACGCCGCCCAUGGCGGCGGCGGGGCGCCGUUCGCCGUCGUCCACGGCGCCUUCGCGCAGGCUGCGCCGGCGCUGGAGUGGAAUAAUGACGCACGGAGCGGCCAGGCUCCCCUGGUAGUGGUGGUGGCGGCCGCCGGCGAGCGGCUGUUCACUGGUGGUGGAUACGUCGUUGACAGCCCCGGGGUUGGAGUUGGACAAGACGAGCUGCCUAAGCUUGAUUUGACUCUGAAGCUGUGA
Miscanthus lutarioriparius is the source of this 516-nucleotide messenger RNA. The record is from the annotation of a GenBank genome assembly. Lineage: Eukaryota; Viridiplantae; Streptophyta; Magnoliopsida; Poales; Poaceae.